AUGUGUGUGUUUAGUAAGGAGCUGAAAUCGCCCAGCAGCAGUGUGAAGCCCAUGUCACCAUCGGAUUUUCUGGAUAAAUUAAUGGGAAAAACAUCUGGAUAUGAUGCUCGGAUCAGGCCUAACUUUAAAGGUCAAUUCACCUGUAUAGAGGUGAAAUUUCAUCUAGAGAGGCAGAUGGGUUACUACCUGAUCCAGAUGUACAUUCCCAGCCUCUUAACAGUUAUCUUGUCAUGGGUCUCCUUCUGGAUCAACAUGGAUGCCGCCCCGGCCCGUGUUGGCCUGGGCAUCACUACAGUUCUCACAAUGACAACACAGAGCUCUGGAUCCAGAGCAUCACUGCCUAAGGUGUCAUAUGUGAAGGCCAUUGACAUCUGGAUGGCAGUGUGCUUGCUGUUCGUCUUUGCUGCUUUGCUGGAGUACGCAGCAGUUAACUUUGUCUCUCGGCAACACAAAGAAUUCUUUAGACUGAGGAGAAAACUGCGGGAAGAGCAACGCUAUAGAGCU
This is a messenger RNA of Sinocyclocheilus grahami, 504 nucleotides long. Its product is annotated as glycine receptor subunit alpha-4-like. Gene Ontology annotation, biological process: monoatomic ion transmembrane transport. The transcript is spliced from 3 exons. The record is from RefSeq and is a predicted model, not a curated record. Gene Ontology annotation, molecular function: monoatomic ion channel activity; transmembrane signaling receptor activity. The annotation marks the transcript as partial. Gene Ontology annotation, cellular component: membrane. Lineage: Eukaryota; Metazoa; Chordata; Actinopteri; Cypriniformes; Cyprinidae.